Closterium sp. Naga37s-1 is the source of this 378-nucleotide messenger RNA. NCBI's taxonomy places the organism in Eukaryota, Viridiplantae, Streptophyta, Zygnematophyceae, Desmidiales, Closteriaceae. The record is from the annotation of a GenBank genome assembly.
AUGCGCCCUGCAGUCCCAUCGGCGCUCUCGCCUGUCCUCUACCCCACUGCGGUCGCCCAGCUGGGCGGAGCAGCCAAGGGAAGCGCCACCGUCUCUGUCUCCUCCACUGCCUCUGUCUCCACGUUAGUGCCUCUCUGUCUCCACGUGACUGCCUCUCUUUCUCCACGUGAGUGCCUCUCUGUCUCCACUGCCUCUCUGUCUCCACGAACAGCCAUGGCGGCUCAGGUCUCCCCAGCAGCCAAGGCGGUGGCAGCGCUGCCAGUACUGCAGGCAGGGGUGAGGAGUGCAUGUGUGGUUGGAGUGAGCGUGGGAGGGGGGGUCGCUGCGACCCAAGUGGCACAGGGGGCGUUGGUGCGAGUGGCAAGGCAACUGCGGUGA